Molecule: messenger RNA, 1278 nt
Organism: Aspergillus tubingensis
Lineage: Eukaryota; Fungi; Ascomycota; Eurotiomycetes; Eurotiales; Aspergillaceae
Product: Gfo/Idh/MocA family protein
Exons: 1
Coding region: 1-1278 (425 amino acids)
Molecular function (GO): nucleotide binding
Source: RefSeq, a predicted model, not a curated record
AUGAAGAAAUACGCCCUCAUCGGCACCGGCGGCCGUGCCAUGUUCUUCUACACGGCCAUCGUGCGCGACUUCCCCAGCACCGCCCAGCUCGUCGCUUUCUGCGACACCAACUCCACUCGUCUGGCAUACGCCAACUCACAGAUCCAAUCGCUAGGUCACGCUGCGAUCCCGACGUACAACGCGCGGGACUUUGACCGAAUGAUCGAGGAGACCCGUCCGGACGUGGUGAUCGUCACCACUAUCGACCGCACCCAUCACCAGUACAUCGUCCGUGCCUUGGAACUGGGCUGUAACGUCAUUACCGAAAAGCCCAUGACCAUCGACGCGCCGCGUUGUCGACAGAUCUUCGACGCCGUGGACCGCACCCAGCGCCAGGUCCGAGUGACAUUCAACUACCGCUACGCACCGCAUAACACGCGCAUCGCGGAGCUAUUGGCCAGCGGGGCAAUCGGCGAGAUCAAUGCCGUGCAUUUCGAAUGGGUGCUCAACACCUCCCAUGGAGCGGACUACUUUCGUCGCUGGCAUCGCGAUAAGAGGAAUACUGGGGGUCUGCUGGUGCAUAAAUCCACGCAUCAUUUUGACCUGGUGAAUUUCUGGCUCCGCACUCGACCUGAGACUGUCGUUGCGAUGGGAGAUCUGCGCUUCUACGGGAAGGAGAAUGCCGAGCGACGCGGCGAAACGAGGUUCUACUCGCGCUCUCGCGGGAGUGAAGUGGCUCGGGAUGAUCCGUUCUCCCUGGACCUGGAAGGUAAUGAGAAGUUGAAGGCGAUGUACGUGGAUGCAGAGUGGGAAGACGGGUAUUAUCGUGAUCAGAGCGUGUUCGGGGAUGGCAUCAGCAUUGAGGACACGAUGGGGGUGAUGGUACGGUAUGAAUCCGGGGCUGUGAUGACGUAUAGUCUCACGGCGUAUGCGCCUUGGGAGGGCUUCCGGGUGAACUUUACUGGGAGUAAAGGUCGGCUGGAGGUGGAGGUCGUUGAGCAGUCGUAUGUUAACUCCGGGGGUGAGCAGGCUUUGGAGGGCGCUCUUGAACGACAGACUAUUCUUCUAAGGCCUUUGUUUGAGAAACCGGUGGAGAUUGAGGUGCCGACGGGUCAGGGAGGGCAUGGGGGUGGGGAUCCCCAGCUGCUGAAGGAUUUGUUUGGUACUCCGGAUGCGGAUCCUCUGGGUAGGGCUGCGACGCAUAUUGAUGGGGCGUGGUCUAUUGCUACGGGGAUUGCGGCUAAUGAGUCUAUGCGGAGGGGAGAGGUGGUGAGGGUGAGGGAUUUGAUGCCGUUGUGA